This is a messenger RNA of Aedes aegypti (yellow fever mosquito), 1772 nucleotides long. RefSeq names its product G patch domain and KOW motifs-containing protein. Gene Ontology annotation, biological process: mRNA splicing, via spliceosome. Gene Ontology annotation, cellular component: spliceosomal complex. The transcript has 4 exons. The record is from RefSeq and is a predicted model, not a curated record. Bases 218 to 1699 code for a protein of 493 amino acids. NCBI's taxonomy places the organism in Eukaryota, Metazoa, Arthropoda, Insecta, Diptera, Culicidae.
UGUUUCUGUUUUGCGUUUCAUCGUCCCGGCCCGGCGUUGUUUUGGCUCAGCAACGGAGCAAAAUCGAAUGCGCUACGCUUGUUCCUCUGUAAAUCCUCCGUUCGUUCCGCGAGUUGUUUACCGGUUUCCGCAGUUCCGUGAUCGGUUCCGGGUUUAAAGUGAAGUGCUUUUCUAUGUGUUAGCUUGUGUGUCGUGUUUUUUCUUUCCCGAUAUAAUUAUGGAAGCGAAAAAGAUCAGUUUCGGCUUCAGCAAGAUCAAGAAGCCGAAUCUGGCCGGCCCUUCGGCAAUCGGUUCCCAAAAGAGCAAGGAUGGUGAUAAGGUUGAGCUGAUAUCCUGCCUGGAGGGCCAGGCGAUAAAGAUUGUUGGCAAGGAGAAUGACGAAGCUGGGCCUCCUCCUUUGGUGAUUCCGCUGAGGGAACAGGAUAAAACGACCAUUCCGGAUCGUUUAGCAAAGCUGCAGGAUAUCAUCGAGGGGAGAGAAGGGGAUCAAAACGGUGUGAACAAAGAUGUGGAAGUGAAACCGGUUCCGGUCGGGAAUGAAUCGCUUGAGCAAAGGGCGGCGCGAGAAAUUUUGGAAGACUUGCAGGAACGAAAGUCCCGUGCCAGUGAGAAAGACAGUAUGGUUGUCCCUUUGAAGCCGGAAGAUUUACCCCUGGAUGGUGGUCGUGAGUCCACGAUGGAUGAUUACGAAUCGGUGCCGAUUGAAAAGUUCGGUUUGGCAAUGUUGAGGGGGAUGGGUUGGAAGGAAGAUCCCAAUGCUCCGAAGAAGAGUGAUAAGUUUCCGGAAGGGCCGGUGCAGAGGCCCAAAGGGAUGGGAUUGGGAGCGGAACGGGCGCCUAAGGAUAAAAGUCGGCAGUUGAUUCCCCCGGCGAAGGAUGAAGUGCUGGUGAUGAAGAAGGGAGCGUUCGUGAAAGUGCUGACAGGGAAGCAUAAAGAGACCUACGGAACGGUUGAAAGUUUAGACGAGGAAAAUGCUCGAGUGGUGGUUCGGUUUUCCAUAGGUGGAGGUCAGGAGUCGCUCAAUGAAUAUCUUCUGCAGUUGGUUUCCAACGCCGAAUACAAGAAAUAUUCCAAGGUUUUGAACAACGCCAAAUACGAAGAGUUCAAAAACCGUACGACCGAUACCAAAACUGCCAUCAAAGAGGAAAAAUCAUCAGCGGAUCACAAAAUCAUCAAGCGUGAUCCAUCGGCUUCGCCGUCACCCCCGCGGCCUUCUUCCUCCGCCAAAUCUCAGCCAUCGCGAUCACACCGGGACGACUACGAUCGUCGGGAACGCUCGCCGGACACACGUGCCGAAGAUCGUCGGCAGUAUCGUCAGGAUCGACACGAUCGCAACGAUCAAAGUCGUCGCGAUCGACGAAGUCCCGCUCGGGAAGAUCGCCGCCGGCAGGACGAUCGACAGCGUCGGCGACCAACCAGCAGCAGCAGCAGUGACGACGCUUCCGACUCGGAUGAAUCGAACGAUCGCGAUCGCGAUCGGCAUCACCACCACCGGCACAAAUCGUCCUCGUCGACAUCUUCUUACGCGCGAACGUCCUCCGGGACGAAAAAGAAGUCCCACAAGUACAAGCAACGGCGGGAUCAUUCGCGGGAGCGCGAUCGCGAUCGGGGCCAUUCCUCCGACGAGGACGAUCGGCACCACAAGAAGAAGACCAAAAAGAGCAAGAAACAACGAAGUCGAUCGCGGAGUCGACGAUAGGCGGGUGCGUGCGUGGUGUGGUGGCCGUUUUUCCUAGCGAAGUAUGUAAUAAAUUGAUGCAAAUAAUUGCGGA